AUGCCGAGGGUGUCGAGCAAGCAGGGAGCGUACUCCAAGAUCUCCCGUGAUAACAGCCGCUACCUAAUUCCGCCGCAACAAGUGAGGCUAGGGCAGAACCAAGACCUCAGUCCUCACCUGUCUCCUCUCACCCACCUAUGUUUCCGACUCGUAGAAGUUUCUCGGACUAAUGGAGGAUUGAACGUUAGGGAACGGGCCUAUUGCCACAGCAUUCCUCAGAUCAAUCAGGCGGUGGAGGGAAAUGAAAGAGUUGUGAUCUCAGUACCCCGGGGUAAGAGCGGUUACGGCUUUUCCUUUGUGGGGGAACUUCCGCCCAAGAUUGGUCGGGUGGACAAAGCCUCACCGGCCGAGCAGGCGGGCCUCAGGACAGGAGACCAGGUGGUCAAGAUUAACGGUCAGAACGUGUCAAGGUCAUCGUGUGAGGGCGUGGCACAUCUGGUCAAACGAGGGAUUGGAACCUCCACCGACCGCAUCUACGAGAAAAUACCUGGGGACGGCCAACGAGGCAAGGAAGGCAGGGGCCGGCAGGAUGGGACGAACCUCACACAGAUGACGGAGGAAGAGGAGGAGGAGGAGGAAGAAGAGGGGGAGGAGGAGGGGGAGAACACGACAGCUUACACUGAGGAAGAGACGUGUUUUCUGACAGAUGAAGACCUGAGUUGUAUACAGAACUACUGUGACGGGCGGCGAGUUGUGACCAGCACACCCAUGCCUGCACUCGCCGACACCAGGGAGUCUGGCUCGCAGUCUCCAGCCCACAGGCACGAGUCUAUUCAUCGACUGAUGAGUCUGGAGUUCCAGUACUGUGACGUCAUGCGCUAUGGCCGAGAGAGAUUCUCGAGACCUCUCAGACACUCCAUCCUCUCUGUCUCAGAACAUGGCUGUCUUUUCCAGAACGUGGACAAGCUGGUGUCAAUUUCCGAGAGCCUGGUGAAGCAGAUGCAGAAGAACACGUCAGAACAGACGUCAGACUCGGAUGAUUCACAGAUCUCUGAGACCGCCAUGUUCCCAAACUCUGUGGCUCUCAUCUACCAGUCACGGAUCGACACGCUGUGCCAAUCCUACGAAAGCUACGCUGGGGGCGUGGGAAGCUCCGUGUCUCUGCUCAAAGACCUGAACAGACGACCGGAGUUCAAGACCUUUCUCCGUGCCCCUUCCUCUGAACCAGGCAGUCCCUCCCAGCACAUGACCCUCAAGGCUUUUGUCAACAGACCUGUGCAGCACAUCCAACAGCUGUACUCUGUCCUGGGCGAGAUCUUCGCCUCCACCCCCCAACAGUCCCCGGACUUCUCCGUCCUGCAGCAGACGAUGCUCAAACUGUCGCGCUGUGUGGGCUCAAUCCUCAACCUGGGCUGUGGCGCCCGUGUGGCCAGCCUCGACUCUCUCGCCUCCUCCCAGGACUUGACCAGCAGUCAGGCCACCAGUUGCUACGACUCUGGCAGCAUGACGUCUUUAGCAUCCAGUUGUCUGUCUGAGGAGGCAGACAUGUUCUUUCCCACGGCACACUCUGAGGUUGCUAGGAUACAAGACAAGCUUGUCUUUGCCCCGGAUGUUCCGACAUUCCAACUGUGCGAAAAAGGCAGGCGGCUGCUGCACAAAGGUGACGUUUACCGUAGCGGCGAAAGCUCGUGGUUCAAGUCCCGGCUGUUGUUGUUCUCUGACGUCAUUCUGCUGGUCGACGUUGCUGAGGAUGGGAGUCUGCAGGUGACCAACAGGCCUGACUAUGUCCAGGACCUGACAGCUGUAGAGGUCAACAUUUGCUCUGUGCUUCCACUCCGCCUCAGAGAUCAAAACAUUGACGCUCCGAGCGACUUCUUCUCAAGACAAAAUGGCGUGGCAGGCAGUGCUGGAGCGGAGAUUAGCGUCCCUUGGUGGAGGCAAAAGACAGCCCUUCCGGUGUUUAGAUAAUGUCUUUGGCGUCAAGACCAGUGUUUACUUGUAGAGGAUGAGCGUGAUAAUAUUGUGUUGACUUGGCCUUUCUUGUCUGUCUACCUGUCUGCUUGUCUGUCUGUCUGCUUGUCUGUCAGUCUUU
Aplysia californica (California sea hare) is the source of this 2032-nucleotide messenger RNA. RefSeq lists its product as uncharacterized. Gene Ontology annotation, cellular component: nucleus; plasma membrane. NCBI's taxonomy places the organism in Eukaryota, Metazoa, Mollusca, Gastropoda, Aplysiida, Aplysiidae. Gene Ontology annotation, biological process: signal transduction. The record is from RefSeq and is a predicted model, not a curated record. Gene Ontology annotation, molecular function: protein binding; guanyl-nucleotide exchange factor activity.